AUGCUGCGCGCUGAUCCAAAAAACCCUCGUGACCAAGGCCUUCUUAGCAAUUUGCAUACUUUGUUUGAUCCGGCCAUGAACCAGCUUCUCCUACUGGGCUGGCUAACUUACCACAACCUCCCUUUUAAUCUGGUAAAUUCUGAGCGCUUCAGACGACUGCUGCUCUACAACAAUCCUUGUCUUCAAGAAGGACAGAUACCCAGCGACAGGACCCUCGUGAACCUCUUAACGAAAGAACAUAACCGAGCUCUUGAUCCCGUGAGAGGUAUUCUUCAAAGAGCGAGAAGCAUGAUUCAUUUCACUUUUGACGGUUGGACCUCCCGACAAAACGCAUCAUUCCUUGGGAUCAACGCCCAUUUCAUAACCCAGGAUUGGAAGCAGUGGAAGAUUCUCCUGGCGUUACCCGCUCUCCGUAAGCGCCAUACUGGGGCAGCACUCGCCGAUGAGGUUGCAGACCCAUCUAUGCUUUCAGUCUUGAAAAUAAAGCUGGUUACUGAGUUUGAUUUUAACCGGCGCGAACCUCGUAUUCGCUGCGCUCCACACUUCUUGAACCUGUCAGUAAAGGCAAUGAUGUACGGCGGUAAAAAAGACAAUUUUGCGGAGCUGCUUGCGCAUUGGGGUGAUCAGGAUUUUAUUACUGACGAAGACGAGCAGCGUCAGUUGUCCGACGCUGUUGAUGCAUUCCAAAGCGGCGACGAUCUUGACACGCCUGUUCUGGAGGAGGAAGAUUGCGAGCCAAACACUACUUUAGGGGACAGCCGUGAUUCAUGCCCAGUUCCUGAGAGAAUCAAUGGCGACAAGAUGGAGAAGUAUCGCAAGUUCGGCCCGUUUGGCAAGUUGCACAACAUCGGCAUUGCUCUUCGAACUAGCAGUCAACUUCUCAAGGGACUUUCAUGA
This is a messenger RNA of Trichoderma gamsii, 897 nucleotides long. RefSeq lists its product as hypothetical. NCBI's taxonomy places the organism in Eukaryota, Fungi, Ascomycota, Sordariomycetes, Hypocreales, Hypocreaceae. Bases 1 to 897 code for a protein of 298 amino acids. The transcript is spliced from 2 exons. The record is from RefSeq and is a predicted model, not a curated record.